AUGCUGCCCGAUACUCUCCAAUCCUUCCUACCUUUGCCCCUCCCCUUUCUUCAAUUCACCACAACUCGUUCUCGCCCUCUGAACCACAGCUCGCCUGCUCUGUCGUGCUUCUAUUCAUAUGUCCUUCUCCCACCCGCCUUCCUCCUUCUUCCCCCUCCCCCCUCUAAAUUCACCACAGUCAUGGUGGCAGUGCUCUUUGAGUUCUGGGGAGCGCUCGCUCAGCAUGUGUUUGACACGUGCCCUCCCUCUCCUCUCCCUCCAUCCCACCCAUGUGCUCUGUUCGCCAUGUCCCGAUCAGGUGAUGGUGGCGGUGCUAUUCGAGUGAUGGUGGCAGUGCUAUUCGAGUUCUGGGGAGCGCUCGGCAUGUGUCUCAUCAUAGUGAUGGUGGCAGUGAUAUUCGAGUUCUGGGGAGCGCUCGGCAUGUGUCUCAUCAUAGUGUGGCAGUCCGCUCUCAUCUUCCUGCCGCCCCUCCCCACGCUCUGCCUCCCCUCCUUCGCCACCUCCGCUGCCGAUGCCUCUGCACCCUCUGCUGCUCCGCUCUGCCUCUUGCCGAGGCACCUCGUGAUAGCGGCCAGUCUAGCGCUAGUCAUCCCCACCGUGCUAGUGCGCUCAUUUGCUCGCCUCACCAACGUAGCCCUCUCCGGUGUCGCCAGCAGCACUCUGCUCUGUUCUGUGAUGCUAGGCACGUGGGCGAGUGACCCUUCCUCUGCUGCUCUCCCAGAACCCCGCGCUCACCACCACUCCACCGUCUCCUGGUCCCACCUGCCCAUGGCAGCCGGCAUCUUCAUGGUUUCGCUCUCAGGCCAUGCGGGUCUGCCAUCCCUCCGGCGCAGCAUGCGGACACCACAGCACUUUGACCAGUGCAUCAUCGUCACAUUCUCCUCCAUGUUCCUCCUCAUGCAGACACCGCAGCACUUUGAGGGAAUUAUUAAAGUCACAUUCUCUGCCACUGGUGGGCUCACAGUAGCUUGUCUCAAUUCCUUCACCCAAUCCUCUAACACUCGCUCCACCAGCUAUGCCACCAUGGGUGGAUUCGCCUACCUUUACUUUGGAGACUCCGUGCGCGUGCUGGUAACCGCCAGCCUGGGCGACGCUGGAGCUGCUGCCUGGUCGCACCUCGCUCUGCCACAAUUUUCACUUGCUUCAUUCUUUCCCCUUUCGCAAUCCUCUUUCACUCGUUCCACCAGCUAUGCCACCAUGGGUGGAUUCGCCUACCUUUACUUUGGGGACUCUGUGCACGUGCUGGUAACCGCCAGCCUGGACGACGCUGGAGCUGCUGUGGGCAUCAUUCUGCUCCAAUGGGGUUCCGUUUCCGUCUCCCUCUCCGCCCUCCUCUCUCUCCUCGUCGCUGCCAGUGUGUUUACAACCAUACCGGCUCUGGUGUAUGUGAUGUCAGAGCUGAUUCUCGACCUCUCUGCCCGCCUCGGCCUGCCUGUCUCCUCACACAAGCCCACACCAAGUGCUGCGGAUCCUGUUGCUGAUGGUGCGGAGAGUGUCUGCCCUGCUGAUGGUGCGGAGAGUGUCUGCCCUGCUGAUGGUGGAUUACCACCGCCCCAAUGCAGCGCACAGCCAGUGCCACACCGCCACUCCGCGAUAGCUGAGGGCAUCACUCGCGUUGCUGUCACCUUCGUCGGCUACCUCACAGCAUACCUCACGUGA
Molecule: messenger RNA, 1659 nt
Organism: Closterium sp. Naga37s-1
Lineage: Eukaryota; Viridiplantae; Streptophyta; Zygnematophyceae; Desmidiales; Closteriaceae
Source: the annotation of a GenBank genome assembly